UUCACAUCGUGACAUGGACAAACAAUAUAGUUAAGAAUUAUACUUAUUUUGCUUAUUUACUCUUCCCUAUUAUUCGUUCAGCAUAGUGCCUAAUAAUUAUUUUUAAAUGUAUUUUUGUGAUUUAAGGGUGUGCCUAUAAUAUGUAUACUCAAAAUUUUAACUGUAUCUAACAACAUCUAAGUAUUAUUAACAUACAUAAGCAACUGACCGUGUUGAAAGAUGAAAGAGGAAGAACUUAGUUUUAUGGGGACUGACCCUGGAGCCGUAAAAUAUGGAAAUUUCAUCAAUUAUUAUUCCUUUCACAGUGCUAAACAAAGAAUCGAAAACCUCCAUCCAAAUAUGUUCCCCUCGCUAUCUCCAAAUGAACCACUACUAUGUUUAGAUAUCGGUUGUAACACAGGUGAACUUACACAGGAACUGUAUUUAUACCUAAAAACGAUUUAUACAAAUAAAAUACAUAUCCUAGCUAUUGAUAUUGACCACAAUUUAAUACAAAGAGCUCACGAGACUAACAUCAAUACCAAUAUAUCAUUUGCUGCUUUAAAUGUAAUGAAUGAAACAAAAUAUGAAAUUAUCAAGAAAUUUUUAACCCAUCAUAAAAGGAAAUUAUUUGAUAUAAUAUUUUGUUUCUCUGUUACAAUGUGGAUACACCUUAAUAAUGGAGAUGAGGGUUUAAAGAAAUUUCUAGGUAUUUUAAAAGAAUGUUCUAGGUCAGUUAUUAUUGAACCACAACCAUGGAGCUGCUAUAGAAAUGCACAAAGACGCAUAAAAAAAUCUGGUGGCAACUUUCCUUUAUAUGAAAAAUUAAAAAUAAGGUCAAAUGUUGAGUUGACAAUUGAACAAAUUUUGACAGAAAAAAGCUAUAAAAAAAUUUAUGAAUCUACAAAUUCAUCAUGGAAUAGAAAAAUCAAAAGUUUCCAGAUUGAUAGUUGACUUUGAACAAAGAAGAUACCUUUAUAUACAAUAUUUAUGUAUACCAUUUAAUCAAAUAUAAUAAACAUGUUGAAAUUAAUACAAAAUAAGGAUAUAUUAUAAAGAAAUAAGUUCUUAUAUUUAUUUGUACAUAGAUAUAUUUUAUAAACACUACUAAAGUAAUCUCGACAUACAAUGGGAUUGAUAAUGAGGCACCAUUUCUCGAGAAUUAUCACUUAAAAUUUUAAUUUGAUAUCACUGCUAAAUCUUUAUUCUGUGGUUCAAUAUGAAUUAAAUUUCUAAUAAAUUUAAGUCAAAUUAUUAUAAACCUAAUUUGUGAUAGUCAAAAAUGGUAAUUUAGCAAAACUUCUAAAUUAAAAUUAUAGAUUAAAGGAUAAGUUUAGAGAAAUGGUGCCUCAGAAUGUUUUACAAAAAUAUUAUUAAUGUCUUUAUACAAUUUGACUAUGUAGUGACUUCAUCAGUACUGGCUUCAAACUCUAAUUUAACAUCAUUGCCAAGUCCUUCUACAUCCAUUUCUGUUUCCUGGGCAUUCAGCAUAUUAAGUGUCACCUGCAAAUAAUCAAAAACCAAAUUCAAAAGUUAUAUAUUAUAUUUAAUUAAUGGGGACAGCAGCCCUUGCUAUAGAAUUUAAGAUUGGUUUAAAAUUAUAAAUCUAGUUAUAACUGAAA
Molecule: messenger RNA, 1601 nt
Organism: Galleria mellonella (greater wax moth)
Lineage: Eukaryota; Metazoa; Arthropoda; Insecta; Lepidoptera; Pyralidae
Product: probable RNA methyltransferase CG11342
Exons: 1
Coding region: 220-933 (237 amino acids)
Biological process (GO): miRNA metabolic process; negative regulation of pre-miRNA processing
Cellular component (GO): cytoplasm
Molecular function (GO): O-methyltransferase activity; RNA methyltransferase activity
Source: RefSeq, a predicted model, not a curated record